GGACGUGGGCGCCGCGCCGCUCCAGGUCCAGGUCCAGGCGAACCAUCACAAAAAAUAAUCCGGAAGCUAUCAGUCGAGCGCAUCAUCACGCGACAUUCUUGAUGCUCAGUUCACCUCACCUCACCGGCUCACCGCACCUUGUGUCAGUCACCCUCCUCGAGAUGCCGUUCCUGCCUCCACGUCGCAGUCCGCCACAGCGACCUCUAUUAAACGGCAACAACUCAUGCUGCCCCCGCUGCCACACCCGCCGCUUAUCAUGCGCUGGCGAAGGCGAUUGAGCGAGUUCAGCGGCUAAUAGAUUUUCAGUUUUAUUUCCGGGAGAAUGCGGGGUGGCGGCGGGGCUUCCUGGCUUUCGUUUCGCGGCGUGGUGGUGGAGGAAGAAGAGGCGGUGGUUUCGGCGCCGGAAAAGCCAAUGCGGCGGGGGCGGCGGAGGUGGGGAGCGGAGGUGGACGACGGCUACUCGCCGAGCUCCACGGGCGGCGGCGGGAGCAGCUGCUGCGAUUCCUUCGGCUGCGACUCGCCUUUGGCCGGGUUCGUGCGCCCAGAUGGUGACCCAGACACAGAUCUGGAGACAGAUGGGUUGGCCACUUCCACCUCCAGUGCUUCUGCAGCCUUUACCGAGCGGCAGGACGACGAAGCGGAAGAGGCGCUGUACGGGGUGAAGGAAGAGGAGUGGGCUCAGAUACAAGAACCAGCCAAGAAUCCGGCAUUCCGUGCCACCCCAGAAUGCCACAAACAGCGGUACCGGACGGAUGCUGCUGUUCUUUUGCAUGGUAGGAAGGGGUCGAAACAGCGGCCGGCCUCACUUGACCUCGGUAGCCCUGGGUUCCAUGGAGCCACGUUUUCUCCAAGUUUCGUGAUUGGUGGUGUGGGGUUGAUGAACAAAGGACUUGGAGCAUCAGUCAUCAGGUCAGACGUGUUUCAUAGUCCUGGGACGCCGAACUAUCCGCGCCACCGUGCAUCAGUGUUAGGGUGCCAUAAAGGGUGGAGCUCUGAGAGAGUUCCACAUCCUUCUAAAGGAAAUAGGCGGUACCCAGGCAGCAGCAUGGCAUUUCCUUACAGCAAUGGGAGGACAUUGCCCUCGAAAUGGGAGGAUGCAGAGAGGUGGAUCUUCAGUCCCAAUUCCAGCGACGCGCUUGGAAGAACUACGGUUGCUCAUGCUCGGCGACCGAAGUCUAAAAGUGGCCCCCUGGGGCCUCCAGGAAGACUUGGUGGACAGUAUUCAUCUGUUUCUUCAGUGUCAUUGCUUGAUAAUGGGAGAGCUGGACCUAUUACAGCAAAUUCACCUUUUGCGGCUGGAGUACUAAUGCCGGAACAUGUUUGUGAAGGAAAAAGUACAAAUGGAACCUAUUCAAGUAGACCAAUUGGUAACGAAAUCAACAUUGGAAGAGGAGUCAAAAUUUGUCCACUGAAUGGUGGGUCUCAUCCUGUUCGAACUUCCAGAGUUCGCCAGCGAUUAGAUUAUGCAGUCGAAUCAUCUGUUUCAUUGCCUAGCACGCAAGAAUCUGUCCAAGACGAGCAGGUUGAAAUCACAGAAGAUUCAGCUUCUACUAUUGCUUCUAUAAUUUCUAGAAAAGAUGCUGCAACCCAGACCAGUCCAGAGCUAAGUAGGUCCUCUUCACCCAACACUAGACCAACAUUUAAUGGUUCCUUGUCAACAGAACAAGUGAAAGAGAAGGGGAGCUGUUUGUCAGAUCUUGAUAUCAGGGAUGUUCAGAUGGAUGAUCGAGUGACUUUGACUAGGUGGUCAAAGAAAAAUGUAACACGGUCGUCUAACAAGAAUUCAACAAACAUAAUAGAGUGGAGCGAAAAGACAGUGGAAUCAAAAUCUUCGUCCUGGGGCUUUGCCAAAGCGAAGUGCAUUUCUAAGAUUGAUAGAGAGGACACAGAAAUUACUGCAUGGGAGAAUAUUGAAAAAGCAAAAGCUGAUGCAGCAAUUCAGAAGUUAGUGAUUAAGUUAGAGAAGAAAAGGUCAUCUUCGCUUGAUAAGAUUUUGAACACCCUCAAAUCUGCUCAAAGGAAAUCCCAGGUGAUGCAUGAGCAUGAGCGUGAUGCAGUAACAGCAAACCAAGAUGGAAAAGGCUCUAGGAAGGCAAAAAAGAGAGCACAACUCAGCAAGAAUGGCCAAAUCAGUUCACUGAGUGGCUGCUUCACUUGCCAUGCUUUCUGAUACAUGUAAUUCCAAAAUUGAGAAUCAGGAUCCGACAAAUUCCUUCGCAUUCCAUGCACCACCUUCAUGUUCCCCACAUCAAAAUCUGGGUGAAGUUCGGAGAUCCAUCACAUAUCAGUACAUAAUAUGAUGAUCCCACAGCUGGAGAUUAGACAGAGAUCUUUCGAAGAUGCUAGCUGCAGGCUCCAGCUGCUAUGAUAGGGACAAUGCCAAGGGGACAAAUAAAAUGCAGCACGAAGGAAAGGAGGAACAGUACUGCGUACACCCCAUGUGCCCGGGUCGAUGCCUCCUUUAUCAUUGUGCUCUGCCUUGUAGCUAGGCACUGUGAGGCUCUGAUUGCAAUCUUGUUGCCAAAGCUGUAUGGAUCAUACUAAGAGCAAUUCCAUUGCACCCAAGGGACAGCAAAAUCUUGAGGUACGAGGAGAAAUCAUGUCCUGCUUGUGCGUGUGACUAUUUGAGUGCUCUGCUGGGCGCUGGAAGGGAACCACGCCCCGUUGUCUCUUUUGUUUGGUACAGUGCUUUACGAAGGUGCCAUCGGGGUGACUACUUGCAUUUGCUUUUCAGCAGCGUCGGUGUGUUGUGUUGUGUGUACCUCUUCUCUUUGGGAAACUGAGAUGUUGGUUUGGCCUGGAAACUUCGGAAUAUCAUAUACAGGGACGAAAAUAAUCAUCACUAUGACGAUUUGUUGUGGGUGUCAUUUUACGGCAGUUAUUCAUCUGGAAUGCUAGUGGCCUUUUUAACA
Messenger RNA from Zea mays, 2912 nucleotides. RefSeq names its product Remorin family protein. The transcript has 8 exons. The coding region runs from base 323 to 2170 and encodes 615 amino acids. The record is from RefSeq and is a predicted model, not a curated record. NCBI's taxonomy places the organism in Eukaryota, Viridiplantae, Streptophyta, Magnoliopsida, Poales, Poaceae.